Molecule: messenger RNA, 1305 nt
Organism: Penicillium cosmopolitanum
Lineage: Eukaryota; Fungi; Ascomycota; Eurotiomycetes; Eurotiales; Aspergillaceae
Product: C6 zinc finger domain protein
Exons: 3
Coding region: 1-1305 (434 amino acids)
Source: RefSeq, a predicted model, not a curated record
AUGUUUGGAACCCUACGCUACCUCCCUGAGAAGAAGGUUGGGGAGUUCCUCGAACGUGAAUCAGGGGUUGCGGAAGAUGGGGCGACAAACAAACCCCAACACUCGGCUUGCGAUAAUUGCCGGAUAAAAAAGAUGCUUGAGUUGUGUGGAAUAGAUCCGCUGCAGCGGCCGAAAAGCGGGUUGUUCGCGGUGCAAAACUCUCUCUCUCCCUGUAACUACACUCACGCUCUUACACGCAAACGCAAAAGGAAUCAACCACAUGGACCCUCGGGGAAGGAGAAUGAAAAUGAGACUGGAUUGGACGUUGGCACGGUAGCCACCCGAUCUCCCGCGAAUGGCGCUGCAACCACUGCUGCUGAGCAGCCAUCCCUGUUGACAAUGGAACCGCAUACCGUAGAUGAAACGCAACAUGCCCAAGAUGAUUCGAACUUGACUUUCGAUCCAAUGUUCAAGGAAGUUCAAACUUGGUCCAACUGCCUGGAUUGGCCUCUGGAAGAGGGGGACACAUUUGUACCGGAAUUGGACUACCCGAUGGUGGGCAAUCCAACCGUUCCGGUCGAUUACUUCAAUUCUGGUUACCCUGGGUCGGAAAAUAUGGCACAGCAGCCUCCGCCGCCACUCGCUUCCAAUGGUUCUACACCACCCAAUGUACUGCCGACUCCGCCAGUGGACCAAGUUCUUGACCCGACCGUGAGAAUAACCCGAUCACAUGAUAAUAUUACUGAAGGCAUUAUAGAGGGGCAAUCGUCAUGUUCGUGUCUCAACUCAGCCGUGUUCCUGCUGGAUGAAUUAGAAUCGCCCAAUCAUGAAGGGGACCCUGGGGAGCAAGGCCUCGACUCCAUUCUGUCAAUCUAUCAGGAAGUACUGUUCCUGUGCAAGCGCAUGAUCAACUGUGACCCCUGCCAGGAGAAGUCUGAAAAUAUGAUGGUGCUUAGUAUGGUGCUUGAGCGGCUGACUAUUAUAUGUGGUGAAAUGAUCGAUGAUUUUAUUGCUCGAAUGGAAGCAAAUGGCCCGGAGCAAGCACCCAUACUGGCAGCCACGAUGAAUAAACAGCCUCUGUCUUUGGGAGAUUAUGAGAUUGAGGGUGGAGAUUACGAGAUCAUGAUGGGUGUUUUGGUGACAAGGCGGCUUUUGGAAUUGCAAAGUUUCCUGGUUCGCCUGAAGACAAUCGGCUCUCUCACCCGACGGGCACACCAGCAAGCACGAAUGGCGCGUAUUGAUCAACAUAUUCAAGACUUGUUUCGAAAACUCACCUUCGUCUGUCCUCUUGUCACAGAGAUUGCGGGUCGAUCUGAGAAGGAGUGA